AUGUCAUUGAGUACCCUUUUACCAUUAUUCCACUCAACGGAAAAUCUAGAGUCAGACUCUCAAACAAAGAAAGUCAGUCUUCUCGGCACUAUUAACGGAAAAAAUGCCAUCUUACAGCUAGAGAAGAGGCCUUUUGACUCAAAAGCAUGUAUUCCAAAUUCGAAUAUCAUCCAAGCACAAAGCAAUGAUGUGUACUUUUGGGGUACAGGUUCGAGAUCAACAGAAGAUCCUGGUGAUAAACAAACUACUGAUUCAGCAGAAUGCAAAAUUAAUCUCAUAUACCCGGCAUCUGCAGCACACAUUGCGAAAUAUCGUAAGCAUCCAUUGCAUAUGGUGAUAGAGACGCCAAAAGCCUAUCAGAAAAUAGUAAGACCAUACAUAGAAACUCAGAAAGGUGAUCGUUUGUCCUGGGUGAGGAAUAUCUUGUAUCAUGGACAGGAAGCAGAGAGAGUUGUGUUCAAAGACAGCAGUUACAUUCUACUUCCAGAUAUGAAAUGGGACGGAGUGGCUAUAGACUCGCUUUAUCUUGUUGCAAUUGUUUAUAGGAACGAUAUUGCGUCCAUCAGGGACCUAAAGCAAGGAGAUAUACCAUAUUUGGAGGCUAUUCGGGAUAGCAUUUUAGAAAACGUUCCUACAAAGUAUCCGAUUGCUAGAGAUCAACUCAGGUUGUAUGUGCAUUAUCAGCCCUCUUUCUAUCACUUUCAUAUCCACGUUGUUAAUGCUAAUUAUACUGGUCUUGGUCAAACCAUAUUGGCAGGAAAGGCUAUUUUGCUCGAGGAAGUUAUCGAAUCAUUAAAGCUUCUUGGGAAGGAUGGCUUUUCCAAAAAGACCAUUACAUAUGGUUUGAGUGAGUCUCAUGACUUAUGGAAUUUAGGAAUGAGAAAUUACACCCAGUAG
Molecule: messenger RNA, 897 nt
Organism: Brettanomyces bruxellensis
Lineage: Eukaryota; Fungi; Ascomycota; Pichiomycetes; Pichiales; Pichiaceae
Exons: 1
Coding region: 1-897 (298 amino acids)
Biological process (GO): deadenylation-dependent decapping of nuclear-transcribed mRNA
Cellular component (GO): nucleus; P-body
Molecular function (GO): hydrolase activity; RNA 7-methylguanosine cap binding
Source: RefSeq, a predicted model, not a curated record